Papaver somniferum (opium poppy) is the source of this 1584-nucleotide messenger RNA. RefSeq lists its product as uncharacterized. The transcript has 7 exons. Lineage: Eukaryota; Viridiplantae; Streptophyta; Magnoliopsida; Ranunculales; Papaveraceae. Bases 423 to 1403 code for a protein of 326 amino acids. The record is from RefSeq and is a predicted model, not a curated record.
UUUGUCUCCUCCAACCCCCUUUCUCCAGCUUUCUCUCUCUCCGGCGAUUACAGUCCUCUUCUCCUCGGGGUUAUUCCUCAAUGAAAUUUCAGGACUUCAAUUGAGCUUCAGAGAUCAUCUCUUGCUCCUAAUACUGCAUGGAUUUAAUCUGAUCAAGAAGAAGAAGAACGUUUGGUGGUUUCCAGUACUAUCUUUGGAGGAAUACCCAACAUGAAAAUGUACAAAUUGAGAAUUUAGCUCACAAUACUUCGUCUCUGACUGGUGUUUCAUGCACAUAAUAUGUUGGAUUGUUUAGCGGGAAAUGCAAGUCGGUGGUGUACCUGGUGCCUUUUCUUCUGGUUCUUUGUGAGUCUGAGGUUUCAUAGAUUUUUGGUGACUAUUCGGAAUUGGAUUUAAGCAUUCUGUUUAGUGAAGUUUUAUUAAUGGAGGGGAAUAAGGUUCCCAAUCUUCAUCAUAGUCCUCGGAUCCCCUGGAAAGCUCAAGUUAGGGAACCUGUGUGUGGAGUAAAUGUAAAUGAAAGCAAAAGGCAAAGUCAAGGUGAAAUGGAUGCACAGCGAAGGGAAGAUCAAUUGGUGCAGCGUCGUAUUCUAGAUAAAGUGAAACGCAGUUUAAUGACCGAAGAAGAAAAGGAAGCUGUUCGUGAAAAAAGACGCAAUGCAUAUAUUAGGCGGAAAGUAGCACGCAGUGGAGAUGAAAAGAAAGCUGUGAAAGAAGCAGAAACUAGUGCCGGUCAACCACAUCAAGGUGCCACAAGAAAAGAAGACAAUACUCCAAGUAUUGCAACAGGGGGCAGAGAAGUUUCCAAUCUUCCGCAAAGCCCUAGAAUUUCUGAACAAGCUCAACAUCCAGUGGAUGAAAAAAUUGGCACAGGAAUGAGUACUGAUAUGGAGCCCAAUAAUAUGACGGAAAUAGUAAAAGUCGUUGAACGGGCAUCGUUAUAUCUAAUGUUCUUUCAAACAGCUCCUGAUGAGAAGAGUCGAAGUUGCAAAUUAUGCAACCAAAGCUAUCCUAUUAAAACUGCCUACGGAAAUUUGGGAAGGCAUUUGAAAUAUCGCCAUCCUGGAUAUGAUAAGAUGGGUGAUGUCGUCUCUAGCCCCUUGCCACAACCCAUCACAGCUGUAUCAGAGAGGGCUAAUAAGAUGGGUGAUGUUAUUCCCAGCCCGUUGCCGCAGCUCAUCACAACUGUAAUGGAAUCAACUGAAAAGAAGGAUGAUGCUGUCCCCAGCCCAUCGCCGCAGCUCGUCACAAGUGUAGCUAAGAAAGCUAAUGUGAUGAGUGAUGCCGUCUCCAGCCCAUUGCUUCCGUCAGUCACAACUGUAUCGAAGAGGGAUCAGUUGAAAGUCAAACAUAGUAACAUUACAAAUUUUGAGCUCGAAUCAUGUAACAAAGAGCACACCUCAUAGUCAUUGCAUAGCUUUAUCAAGUGUGAUUACCUGUGAUGCUGAUUUCUAGGUUUCUAAUAGUUUGCCUAAUAUAUUUUUUAGUUGAAGAUUGGCUCGAUUACAUUACCGUUUUCCCUUUAUAAACUUUUCUUUAUUAUUGUAUAUACAUCGUGCUACGUAUAGUAAAAAGAAUUACAUCUCA